AUGGGGAGUCAUAAGAAGCGAUCCAGAAGCCGUGAUCAUUCGAGCGAGAGGACGUCUAAAAGACUCCGAAAGUUAGAAGAUAGGAUGGAAGAAAUCGCAACGGGUUUUGCUGCGAUAAGAGAAGCCAUCUUAUCACGAGAGGCUCCAGAGUUGGAGGUGCCUAAUACAGACACAGCAGUUAUUGAAGAGAUCAAAGAUCAGGAGCAGGAUCCUGCGGCAAAACAACAUGUUGAUUCCGAAAAAUCCCAGGUUAUAGAUCUGGAUCCUCCCACCGAGGAAACUGAGAAUCAAAAAGACGGAUCUACAGAAGUAGGAGGUCCUUCUGCGGGAAAUGUAAAAGAUUCUGCUACAUCGGCUGCAGACGAGAUUCCAUGGGAAUUAGAUGCAGAUGGUCUUCGUAUCUUUGGGGAAGAUCCUGCGCAAAAAGAGCCUGAGUUGAUCUUACACUCUAGUGUCGCUAUACGUUGGAAAAAAUAUUUGUCAGAAGGUCUUAAAAAAGAGGUAAAGGAUUCCCUUAUGGAAAAAUACCCUAGGAAGGGUAAGCUUUCAUUCGAACCACCGAUUCUAAAUGAUAAGGUGGCAGUAAAUCUGAAAGAAUCGGCUCUAAAAAGAGACAAAUAUUUUGGAGCAACACAGAAAUUGGCAGGAUCUGCUUUAGCAGCGUUGGCUCCGGCAAUCGAGUCGUUGGCACCACUGAGGGAUGCAGAAAGUAUGAAAAGAUUAGAGCAGAUCUGGGACGCUGCGAAGCUGCUAAUCGAAAUUCAUAGAUCUCAAACAGUAGCACGUAAGGCUUGCAUCCUGCCUACUUUGUCCAAGCAGUGGGCUACUGCUCUUGAAAAAAGAGUAACAGAUAGUUACUUGUUCGGAGAGAAGUUGGUGGAUAAAGUGAAAGAGAUUAAGGCUAUUGGGAAGGUUGGUGAGGAGAUGAAGUCGGCUCCAGUUAAGAAAACUUUUGUAUCACCUGGUCCUUUAAACGCGAAGGGCUCGUCGAGCCAGAAGAAGUCAGUGACUCAGACGGGCGGGAGAACAUCAGUCUUGAAAAAACCACUGAUUUCCAGAUUUCCACCCAAGCAAUCAACUUACCCGAAGUCGAGUCAAUAUCGACAGCAAAAUCAGCGUUCUCAGAACCAGUCAACAUUAAAAAAUUAUAAUGGGACUCUAAAACUCUGGUGGCGAUGGAAUGGACAGAAUGAUGAGGAUCCGUAUGUUGUGUCAGUGGCAAAGAUUUUGAAGUUUCUUUCGGAAAGAUUUGAUGAUGGUGUUGGAUAUAGUACGCUUAACUCUGCGAGAGCAGCACUGUCAUUAAUAUCAGCGGAGGAUGUCACAAAUAAUCAACUGAUCAGUCGAUUCAUUAAAGGAUCUUCAAAGAUAAGGCCCAGUUUACCCAAAUAUGAGUCCACGUGGGAUGUGGAUCCAGUUUUAGAUAAGUUGGCAACGUGGUUUCCAAUUAAAACUUCUCGACCGGGGGCUCCGCAACCAGUAUUGAAGAUCCCUUUUUUCCGUGAUAAACCUGAGCUGUGUAUUGCACAUACUUUAAACCAGUACCUAGUGAUGACAAAAGCCCUGCGAGGAAACAUUGACUCAUUAUUUGUUUCUUUUAACAAGCCUCAUAAGGCAGUAAAAAGUGAAACAAUUAGUCGUUGGAUCAGAUCGACGUUGGUCACUUUAGGAGUGGAUAAGAGAUUCACUGCGCAUUCUACGCGGCAUGCCUCGACAUCGAAAGCAUGUGCAAGAGGUGUGAGCAUUGCGGAAAUUAAAAAAGUGGCUGGUUGGUCUCCAAACUCAAGAGUUUUUGCUGAUUUUUAUCAUCAGCCAAUAACUAUUGAAAAUAAUUCAUUCACAAAGUCUGUUUUAUCACCCAGUCUACUAAGUUAA
This is a messenger RNA of Cotesia congregata, 1875 nucleotides long. NCBI's taxonomy places the organism in Eukaryota, Metazoa, Arthropoda, Insecta, Hymenoptera, Braconidae. The record is from the annotation of a GenBank genome assembly.